CAAGCGCUUCCACAUCUUCAGUUUUCAGAGAUCACAGGGUGGAAGAAACACGGUGAAAUAAGACGAUUUUCGGAUAUUUUCCCACCCCUAAAAUAUACCUAAAAGGAUUUUUGCGCAGGCAAUAUGGUUGUAGUCACAGCAGGCGCCGGAGGGGCCCACAAAGUCCUCCUCAUAUCGGGGAAACAGAGCGCUUCGCCCGGCGCAACACAGGGCGGAUACAGCCGGUCCAUAUCUGUCAUGUUGCCUAACCAGCCCUCUUCUGACUCCGACUCCAACAAUUCUGGACCACCGAUGCGUAAGAGGCAGAGACUCACACAUCUGAACCCAGAAGAAAAAGCACUUCGAAGGAAACUGAAGAACAGAGUUGCUGCGCAGACAGCGAGAGACAGAAAAAAGGCUAAGAUGGGAGAGUUGGAGCAGCAGGUUUUGGAAUUGGAGCUCGAGAAUGAGAAACUUCACAUUGAGAACCGAAUGUUGCGAGAGAAGACGAGUGAUCUUCUGAGUGAGAAUGAAGAGCUGAGACAGAGACUGGGUUUGGAUACCCUGGAAACAAAAGAGAAGGUCGAGUUGAUGGAUUCUACGGUGAGCGAUUUGGAUUUGGUGACCGGGUCUUCUGAGUGCAGUACUCAGGCUACGUGUGCCUCCGCAGCAGGUGCAGGCCCAGCAGUUACCAAAUCUGAAGACUUCACCAUGGGUCCUCACAGCCCUGACUCUGCAGAUGUUGAGACUGAUCUCUUGCUUGGUAUUCUGGACAUCCUUGACCCAGAGCUGUUCCUCAAGACUGGCAUCCCAGAAGCACAGGAAGGCCAUCAGCAGUUUGUGCUGUCUGGGAGUGCAGGAGAACAAGUACCUGCCUCCCCACCUGCGGCUUUGGGGCCCGCACCAGCUAAGCUGGAGGCCCUUAAUGAACUGAUCCACUUUGACCACAUUUACACCAAACCUGCCGAGGUGGCGAGUGAGGAGAGCAUUUGCGAUGUCAAACCCGAGGCGGGUCCUGAGUGCGUCGCCUUCUCCGCAGACGAUGAGGAAAUCGAGGUGGAGGUCCAAACGGUGUCCGUCAAGGACGAGCCGGAGGAUGUGGUCAUCCCCAUGACAGAUGAGAGUCCGAACGGGGUCGACGACUUCCUGUCCGACGCCUCGUCCUUCAACGACUACGAGAAGACUUCGUACCUGACAGAUACAUACAGUGACUCUGGAUACGAAAGGUCCCCAUCCCCCUUCAGCAACAUAUCAUCCCCCCUCUGCUGUGAGAGCUCUUGGGAGGACAUGUUUGCUUCUGAACUCUUUCCCCAACUGAUCAGUGUCUAAAAAAAUGAUGCGUACAAAAUCAUUUGCAAACUUGCCUGCCUUUGCUCUUUUCAGUAUAAGUAAUUGCCACAUGCUUCAUAGUGA
Molecule: messenger RNA, 1392 nt
Organism: Triplophysa rosa
Lineage: Eukaryota; Metazoa; Chordata; Actinopteri; Cypriniformes; Nemacheilidae
Gene: xbp1
Product: X-box binding protein 1
Cellular component (GO): nucleus
Molecular function (GO): RNA polymerase II transcription regulatory region sequence-specific DNA binding; DNA-binding transcription factor activity, RNA polymerase II-specific
Source: RefSeq, a predicted model, not a curated record